UGUAGAUAUUAUUACAGUAUAUCUGAUAGAAUAACAACCAGUACUGGAACAAAAUCUGUGGGAAAUUUUAGAAAAUAAUAACUAAUGGGAAAAUUACAGGAGGUUUCAACUUGCUAUUUGAAAAUUAAAUGCUUUAAAAUUUUAUUUAUUAGCAUUUCGACAUGCAGACUUAAACCAUGUAGCAGAAUAUUAUAUAUUUUCUAUAUUUAGGGAUAUUAAUAUUUCUCAAAUAAAGAUUUGAUAUUCUGGGUCUUUUAAGUUAACCUAAUGAAAACCUAAAUGACUGAUAUCGGAGGGAGAAAGGAGGGAGUUAUUUCAUAGUGUUUUAUUAAUAUGUGCGUAAUCUUUCUGAUGUGCUUUGGAAGUAUUGCUAUGUGAUAUAAAAUGCUGCACAUAAGUGUUUUUUAUUAGUAGCUUAACAAAAUUAAAUAAAAUCAAAAUAGUGCAAUCAAUAUUACAUUGUUAUACCAAGGACUUAUUUUUCAUAUUUUCUGUUAUGAUUAUGACAAGAUGGAAAGCAAAUUAAAAUGAAUUUAUAAUAAGUACACACAAAUACCUGUAAAAAUAACCUACUUAAAACUUUCCUGAAAAAGGUAUCCGAACGUACCUUUCUUAAAAAAAAAAAAAAAGGUCAGUGGACUAGUGUAGCUGUUUGUGAGUUUGUGACAUGCAGAUGUAUUGAUGUCAUGAAGCACCAAUCAUCGAUGUGUGAACGCGCAUGCGCAUGAGGACCACCAUUUGUGGUAGCAACAGAAGCUAAUGGAAAGACGCUCGUCAGUUGUAAAGUGUUUUGCUUUAAUUAAAAAAAAGGAAAGAAUAAAAAAGCCACCCAGAUGGAGCUUCUUCAGCAGAAUGUGGCAGCUGCAGGACGGGUGAUCAUGGACGCGAUCCAGGCUGAAUGGGAGCCGCUGUCUAACUGGGAGCUGGACCAGCGGCUGGACCGUGCUGUGGAGGAGAUGAUAGAGGCUGACCUAGUGGCGCAGGUACAGGAGCAGAUAAACUCAGCUCAACAGAAGGACUCAGCAGAUCAGACACAGACUCCAAAGCAGUCAGAGCCCAAGCAGCCCGUUCAAGAGUCUGCCUUACAGCGUUCACAUGCUACUGAAGUCAUGGAGGCAAAUCCUACCGUUCAGUAUGUGACCAAUUUUUUGCAGAGCUCCAACAUGGGCUACAGCAAAAACCGCAUGUCUGGAAGAGCUCGGCUGUCCAUGUCUCACACUGUCCUGCUGUCCCUCACCCUCCUGUCCAAACGUGUCAGCUAUCGCAGCGUGUCCUCCAGUUUCCAUCUGGAGAAGGGAAAUAUUCACAGGAUCUUCUUUUCUUUCUGUGAUCAAGUGAUCGCACAGCAGAAUCGCAUCAUUCAGUGGCCUACAGGACAGGAGGCAAUACAAAAUCUGCUCCCUUUCUCCAGCUGGCACAGUCGCAGUGAGGGUCUGGAAGAAAGAGGUCUUCCUAGAGUACUCGGGGUGCUGGGCGACACACGCAUUCCUAUACGCCUUCCCUCGGGAAAACCAGACAGUGAAACAGACGCUCCGGAUGCCAAAAAACUCAAGAGUGAAGUGCAUCCUGAUUCAUGGCUGAACUUGGAGCUGGUGUGCAACGGUGACGGACGGUUCAUUUACUGCCAUAUCAGCAAAGGCUCAGAAAGUGACAGAGGAAAAGCAUUGACUGAAAGGCUUCAGAAACACCCUGAGAUGCUUCCUCCAGGAGCCUGUCUGAUAGCCGGAGUUGGACAUCCACUUACUGAACAAAUACUUACUCCAUUUUCAACUGGCCGAAGUCCACAGGAAAACCUCUACAACAGAGCGCUGGGGAACCAUUUGGGCCGAUUCAACCAGGCAGUGGCAGACCUGAAAGAGCGAUUCCAGAAGCUGAGGUAUUUGGAUAUGGGGAACUUUGAGAGGGCAAAGACUGUGGUUCUGACAGCUUGUGUUUUGCACAAUGUUUUCCUGGACAUGGGGGACGUGACGAAGGGACUGAUAGAGAAAAGCGCAGUGAAAGAUGUGGAGGAGCUCAACCAAGAUGCUGCUGGGGUGAAAAUGAGGGAGACCGUGGCCAAUCUUCUUUAUAGCUCACUAGAAGAAGGGACACUAUAAGAUUUUGACACUAAUUUACAUAUUUAAAGGAAUAAUUGACCCAAAUUAAAUUUGUUGUCAUUUGAUCA
Molecule: messenger RNA, 2164 nt
Organism: Danio rerio (zebrafish)
Lineage: Eukaryota; Metazoa; Chordata; Actinopteri; Cypriniformes; Danionidae
Source: RefSeq, a predicted model, not a curated record